Messenger RNA from Lotus japonicus, 1776 nucleotides. RefSeq names its product UDP-glycosyltransferase 72E1-like. The transcript has a single exon. Gene Ontology annotation, molecular function: UDP-glycosyltransferase activity. Bases 13 to 1602 code for a protein of 529 amino acids. The record is from RefSeq and is a predicted model, not a curated record. NCBI's taxonomy places the organism in Eukaryota, Viridiplantae, Streptophyta, Magnoliopsida, Fabales, Fabaceae.
GCAUGGCAUGCUAUGAUGUGGAAAAGAGUAGAGAAUUACAGUUUCUCCAAUUAUUUUGCGUCCAUAAAUGUGUCUUGGACAUGGUCGAGUGACAAGAAGCGUACCCUCAAUCAUAUCUCCAUUGAAGCUGUUACAGGCACAUCCAUGGUUCCUUCAAAGCCACAUGCAGCUCUUUUGGCAAGCCCUGGCAUGGGCCACCUCAUACCCACGGUGGAGCUCGGGAAGCGCCUUCUCACUCAUCACGGCUUCGACGUCACCAUCUUCGUCGUGACUACCAUUUCCUCAACCACAACCUCACUAAUACUCCAACAAACAUCAAACCUCACCGCCCUCAACAUCGUUGUAUUGCCUCCUAUUGAUCUAUCCACAAAAGUUGGACUUGAUCCUUCAGUAGGAACUCAGAUUGUACUUACAAUACUGGAGUCCAUUCCAUUACUGCGCUCUUCAUUCCUCUCCAUGAAGCUUCCACCUUCAGCUCUUAUAGUGGACCUCUUCGGCACAGUAGCUAUUCCCCUUGCACGUGAGCUCGGCAUGUCAACCUAUAUCUUCUUAGCCACCAGUGCUUGGUUCUCUGCAGUUACCAUCUACCUUCCAUUCAUAGACAAGGAGAUGGAAGAAAGGCACACUAACAACCAUGAACCGCUUUUCAUUCCUGGUUGUGAACCAAUUCGGUUCGAGGACACGCUCGAACCGUUCUUAUCACCGGGUGGGCCCAUGUACCAGAUGGGUUACCUACCAGCAGCAAGGGAGGUAGUGUCGGCGGAUGGUAUUCUGAUGAACACGUGGCAAGAUCUAGAGCCUGUAGCCACGAACGCAAUGAUGACACAUGAGAUCUUAGGACGAUUUAGCAAUGGACCGGUGUAUCCGGUUGGACCGCUGGUGAGAACUGUUGAGUCGAAACCGAGGCAUGGGGAAGAUCAAGAUGAGAUUUUGCGUUGGCUUGACAAGCAACCGGCUGGGUCGGUGAUUUAUGUGUCGUUUGGGAGCGGUGGGACCAUGCCACAGGGUCAGAUGACAGAAAUCGCUUUGGGACUAGAGUUGAGUCAGCAGCGAUUUGUUUGGGUUGUGCGUCCGCCGAACGAGGCCGACGCGAGUGCCACGUUUUUUGGAUUCGGGAAUGAAAUGGCGUUGAAUUACUUGCCGGAGGGGUUUAUGAAGAGGACACGUGAGUUUGGUGUGGUGGUCCCUAUGUGGGCCCCACAGGCUGAGAUCUUGGGGCAUCCUGCCACAGGUGGUUUUGUGACGCAUUGUGGUUGGAAUUCUGUGUUGGAGAGUGUCCUGAACGGUGUGCCAAUGGUGGCGUGGCCGUUGUACUCAGAGCAGAAAAUGAACGCUUACAUGUUGUCGGAGGAGCUUGGAGUGGCGGUGCGAGUGAAGGUGGCAGAGGGUGGAGUUGUGUGUAGGGAUCAGGUAGUGGACAUGGUUAGAAGAGUGAUGGUGAGUGAAGAAGGAAUGGGCAUGAAGGAUAGAGUUAGAGAGUUGAAAUUGAGUGGGGACAAAGCUUUGUCAGAGUUUGGGUCCUCCCACGAGUGGCUUAGUCAAAUGACCAAAGACUUCGAACUUCAUCUCAAACCUUCAACGGCAAAAGCUCGUGGUGCUUAAUUAGGUAUUCAUACAAAAUCACAGAGUUUCGCACUUGAAUAUUUCUUUCUAGCUAAAUCUUUAUAAACCUCCAUCUUUCUUCUCAUGCUUGAAUGUUAUCUAUGUUUGGGGUUUAAUCCGCUACAAUCUUAUAUCUCUUAUUUCAUAGAAUAAAUAAAAGUAAUUAUUCAUAAA